This is a messenger RNA of Acanthopagrus latus (yellowfin seabream), 1467 nucleotides long. Its product is annotated as complement factor H-related protein 1-like. The transcript is spliced from 10 exons. NCBI's taxonomy places the organism in Eukaryota, Metazoa, Chordata, Actinopteri, Spariformes, Sparidae. The record is from RefSeq and is a predicted model, not a curated record. Bases 106 to 1236 code for a protein of 376 amino acids.
ACAAACUUUUGGGGAGGGGAAGGUCCUCAGCAGUUAUUAACUGGCUGCGAUCUGGACCAGGCUCACAGGUCUCCUCAGUCGUGGGAUGAUUUAACUCCUGACAACAUGUGCAACAGGUAUCUUGGAUUUCUUCUUCUGAUCUGGUGUCCUGGAGAGCUACAUGCACAAAGUGCAACACAGUCCUGCAGUGCUCCCUCACUGGAUGGUGGUAAAUUCUCCCUAAAGCGUGAGACUUAUGCUCAUGGAACGUACGUGACGUACUCCUGCGAUCUUGGACGUAAACCAGCAGUGGAGGGCUGGUGGGCGAGAAGCACAUGUCAGAACGGGACGUGGUCUCCACAACCACGAUGCAUCAUGGAACGAGACUGUAUUCCACCAACGAUACCCAAUGCAAAGAACACAGAAAGCCUCACCGGUUGGUACGAAGAAGGAGACAAAAUUAGGAUCAUAUGUGACGAAGCAUAUGAACUCAAAAACAAUGAUGCCACGGCUCUAUGUACGAAUGGAUCAUGGUCCUCUGUGCCAGUCUGUGAGAGAGGUGCUGAUGCAUGUGAUGCGCCCCCUAAAGUACCACACGCCGUCAUCGUUGAUCACGGAUACCAGGAGCUGUUUGCUGCAGAUACACAUCUGCAGUAUGAAUGUGAAGACGGAUAUACUGCAGAGGGAGCAGGCACCGACAAAACCAUCGUGUGCAUAGCUGGAACCUGGACUGAAGGCCCGACGUGCAGAACAGGUGGAGGAGACACUACAUCUGCUGGCAGUGGGACGCCGCCUGCAGGUGGAGGAUCUUCUAGCAGCUCUGGAUCGAAUACGGGAGACACUGAACGUCGCCUUACUACAAUCGACAUAUGUGGGGACCCCCCCAAGAUUCCAAAGGCUGUGGUUGCGCGAACCCUCAGGAGGUCUGUGAAGUACAGCUGCCAACAAUAUUACAAACGACUCGGUCCAGAGUCUGUGAGGUGUUACAGCGAUGGCACAUGGUCAGAACUACCCAGCUGUGAAGCUUCCUUCUGCGUCGUGAACACUCUUGAAUAUCCUGACUUAAAACCCGCUGGAGAGAUUUAUCUAGAGGAUGGUGACACUGUCAGACUGGAAUGUGUGGAUCGAGCAGAAUGGUGGUUUAAUAACUAUUCUGAUGGCGAGUGCGAUAACAGAAUAAUUCAUCUUUCCAGGUGUUGUUCUAAAGCUCAACUAGCUUUUAAUACUUGCGACGGCUUUCUCACCAAGAGGAAUUAACGGCACACCCUCGACUGGAACAACUGCCGACCUGGAAGCUUUUGGGAGACAACAAAGUUCUGAUUGUGCUGUCACACACACAAAAGAUUUCUGGUUUUCAUGCUGAUCUGUGAAUGGCUGUGUGAUGUAAAAGUAAACUGCUUGUCUGUCGGUUGCUCGAAACUACAAAACUCAACAGUUAAAUAUGGUGGACUGGAGCGAAUAAAGUCUUUAACUGGAAUUCUCCUUCUA